Molecule: messenger RNA, 3558 nt
Organism: Pungitius pungitius (ninespine stickleback)
Lineage: Eukaryota; Metazoa; Chordata; Actinopteri; Perciformes; Gasterosteidae
Product: transmembrane protein 125
Exons: 2
Coding region: 771-1469 (232 amino acids)
Source: RefSeq, a predicted model, not a curated record
CCCAAUUACAGCGUGGCUUUUCUUCAUAAGAGCCGUCACACCGGGUGUCAUGUGCCGCGCUUCCCCGCGGAGACCCUCGGCGCUGCGGAGGUCUGCCUGUGCCCUCCCACCCACGUGCCUCCUCCUGCUCCUCCUCGCCGCCGUGCGCGGCCACACCUGCGCUGAACCGGGAAAUCCGUCCGGCGGAGAGGAGGCGGAGAGACGGCCGGGCUCCAGGGACGCGGCGGCGGCGGCGGCGGCUGAAACGGAGCUCCUUCGUCGGCUGCCAUCGAGGCGGGAGACGCUGGACACGUUUGAUCCGAAGACGGUUCGGAGGCACGCGAGCAGGAGCCGGUUGGUGCUGCUGAGACUUCACGAACGCGGGGUGGGAGGGGGACACACACACACACACCGGAUUAAGGAUUUUCCAACCAAAUUGAUCAGCACCGUCAAAGAGACCGAGUGUGAGCAGCUGUGCGCAGGUGCUGCAAACUCUACAGAUGUUCUGAUUCUUUGCUUCGGAUGUCGAAGCUGUAAGGACAAUUGGGAUCCACUCAGCGUGAGAAACCUAAACGGAUGUUGUGGAACCCUUUGGAUGCAGACUCGGGCGGAUGUUAACUACAACAAUAGCGAGCCCAGUAUUCAUUUUGUCUCCAAACUCAACCCCCCCCCUCCUUUUCAGGAUAAUACACAGGGCAAACGUGUGUGUUAUUUGGUGAAGGAGAUACAACUAAAAGGAUCCCGCCUUCUUCUGUGGCGGUUGAGACAACGUCAUUGGAAGUGGCAUCAGAAUGCCUGAGCUGGAAAACUUUUCCCCCCUGAGGAGCCCGAGAGGCCAUGAGCCGGGCCCAGGUGGACCAGCGGACCCUCUGCGCAUCCAGCACGGCAUCCUGGACGAACAGGUGGAGCUGUGGUGGUUCCGAGAUCCCAGGAGGUCUCUGCUCUGCUACUGCGUGGCUGUGCUCCUGAUCCUGGGCUGCGGGCUGGGCGGGGUCGGCCUCCUCUCCACCACCACCAGCGUCUCCAGCGAAUGGCGGCUGGGCGUGGGCACGGCCCUCUGCCUGCUGGCCCUGGGGGUCCUGCUCAAACAGCUGCUCAGCUCGGCCGUGCAGGACAUGAACUGCGUGCGAAGCCGCCGGCGGAUCAACGUGCUCAAAAGCGGCGGCCUGUCGGACCUGCUGGUGAUUUUGAUCACGGGGCUGUCGCUGUUGAUCUGUGGAGGCGUUCUUCUACGCCUGGCACUGGCUAAUCACAUGCCGAAGCCGGGGCAGGCCCUCAACGACAUGUACAUCUCCGGAGUGGUUUUGCUAGCUGGGGGCGGGUCUGCAGUCGUGGGUGUCGGAAUAUACUCUGUCGUGGUCAUCUUGCUUGAGAGGACAAGGCACGGACGCAGGUUGGUGGACCGGGUUUUGAAUAUCUUCACCGUCUCCGGACCCAUGGACCGUCACGCUCGAAGAGAGACUACCUCCAGUCUGGCUAAUCUGAUAUGAGCUGACGGCCUGUUUUGGCACAUUGCGCUUCACGCCGGAACGUUCAGCCUCAGACUAAAUCACAGCAGGCUUCAUGCAAAAAUACCACAAGAGGAACGAUUCAAACACGACUCAUCCCUUAUGCUCUAGGUGUCCAGACUGAUUUUUCUAAUAUCUUCUUGCAGCAAACAAAUCUCAGUUACAAAGCCAGGAUGAAAGGAUUGGACAGUAAAACAUUGUACAAAUGAUAAUGUACCGAUUUUAGAUCUAUUUCGCAACACGUGACCACUUACAAAUUCAGAUGCUGUGGACUUUAUUUCUGUACGUUCUGUAAAUGGUAUUCAUCUGGUUAACUGGUAACCAUCUUACCAUUCACAUUGGACAAACGCUAAACAUUAUGUUGCCUGUGGCAGUUUAUCUUUGGGACUGUUUGCAGGACAUCAACAAAAACACGUUUUUAAGAAUUUGGCUCAAGUGGUUUUCUAGGAGAUUGAGAAACGGAAAGUAAAGAUCGUCUGAAACAUCUUAAGCUAAAGGCAGAAGUAAAAAAACAUGUGAAAUAUGGUCUGUUAUCGGAUUUGUGCAGUCAUCUGAAAUUGAACAGGAAGGCCGGUGGUCUGAGCGUAGCCUACAGUCAUUUGGUCUAUAUAAAGCUUUUCUAUAUAAAAGCAGUGCACAGAUGAUGGGACAGAAACCUUGUCCAAGUUGACAUCAGAGAACGAUGAGCGGGAUCAUCUACUAAUUGGACUGUCACACAUUCAAGAUCCAUAAUACAUAUCCUGUAAGUGUCCUUGGACUGCACACUACUACUUGCUCAGUCAUCGUAAGAGAAAAUGAAUCAGAGCACCAGCUGUAAGGCUAAAAUAUAAACUGCUAAGUGAGUCAACUGUAUAAAAAAAAAGCUUAUUUUUAAAAUGUGUUUGUGAUUCAUGCCCCGCCCUCUCACUUUGUCCAUGUUCACAUGAAGAUAAUUAGCAAACAAAUUUGAUGGAUUCGAGGAUCUUCAGCUAAAUCGAAUGACUCCUCCCUUUAAAGUUCUUCCCUUGUGCAAAUUUCUUUUUGUGUCCUUUGGGACAAAAGUGACUGAAACCUCACAAUAAUGCUUCGCUUCGAUGGUUUAAAAGUCACAUUACAGCACAUAAUAUUGUAUAGAUACAUGAACACAGUAAUAAUCUCUUUUUUUUGAACCGUUCAUCUAUUUAUGAGUGGAAUUACUUUGUCUAAUGUAUAAUGUCCAUUCAUUUAGCGUCAAGUCGUGGAGAAACACAAAAUGCUUCAGCUCCUGGAGGUUUUUGAGCCGCUGAGCUCCUGGUUUCGAUUCAUGUGGAUUAGUCACAUUGGUCUCAUCAAUCCAUGUUGGCAAACAUUUCCAGCAAAAAGCGUUAUUUCUAAACUACUGUCCACCGCCUAACCAGCACCGAGGCAAACCAGAGGGUGUGAACUUGCAUCUUGAUGGCUAAAGAUCCAAAAAUAAUCCCUUGGUGGUUAUCAAGUUGGAGCUAAAGCACAAUAAUUGUUGUGGUUAAACCAAAACGUUACAUGCCUGUGCUGCACGUUUAACUAUGGAAUGAGGUUCAUUAAGACAGUUUGAACUCAAUUCUUGCUACUUCCCAAACAGGUGUUUCUAAAGUUACCGAGAUUCAGGCUCAUUUGGGCAAAUAAAGUCAGCGGUCAUCGAAUACAUGAUCAGUUGUAUUUUUCUCCACAUCUGACCUUGAACAAUGUUGUACAAGCACCUAAUACAAAGGACGACAUAAAACUGAGCUCAUGAAUCUAUGCAGGUGCUGUGUUUGCCAACACAUUUGCCAACAGAGGUUAAGAUGGCGAUGUUGUGUAACAGCUUGAUGUUGUACCCUCUGAUGCCUACAAAGGCGUUAAUGUGGGUUUAGGCAAGCUACCCAGAAUGCAUGAAAGAUGGGUAGUUGCACAAAAUGUUGUAAUUCUGUCAUUUGAAGAGUCCGCGACAUAGUUUUGCAAAAUCUGAAAAAAAAUGUAAGAGAAUCAGUCAGCAGCACAAUUUCUUUGACUUUUAAAUCAAGUUGGUGUGUAACAUUUAUUCAUUAAACUUCCUGAAACCCUUCAUUAAGAGAAAGGUUGCAGAUCAUUUGGA